Rhizoctonia solani is the source of this 1653-nucleotide messenger RNA. RefSeq names its product Retrotransposable element Tf2 protein. NCBI's taxonomy places the organism in Eukaryota, Fungi, Basidiomycota, Agaricomycetes, Cantharellales, Ceratobasidiaceae. The transcript has 2 exons. Bases 1 to 1653 code for a protein of 550 amino acids. The record is from RefSeq and is a predicted model, not a curated record.
AUGUCUAGUAAUAAAUUAUCACCACUCUUCACCAUUUUGAUCACACCAGAGAAAAAAGCGGAAUCACUAGAAGUCCUGAUAGACUCAGGCGCCACCUCAUCUUUCCUCCACCCCUGUACCGCAGAAGCACUCUGCCUCCCUCUCAUAGACCUCCCUUCACCCCGCACUGUUACUAUGCUCAAUGGGUUGAGCCCCCAGGCUGGCAAAAUUUGGAAGAAGACUAACCUAACCUUCUCCUUUGAUGGCAAACAUAUGACUGAGACCUUCUUAAUUUGUAACACAGGGUCUCAUGCCGCCAUCUUGGGAUUGAAAUGGUUAGAUGCCCAUAAUCCAGAGAUUGAUUGGAAUCAACGUACCCUUUCCUUUCCCCAUGCACCACCCAAACAUGUAGCCAUUGCUGAAGAGGAGGAAGCCAAUCAAAAACCCCUUGAAGGAGUCCCUUCCAAAUACCAUCAAUACGCCAAGGUAUUUGGAGAGGAAGAGUUCAACAAGCUUCCCCCGCACCGGCAUUAUGACAUUGGGAUUGAGCUAACAGAAGAAGGCCCCUUGAACUCCCCGCUGUAUAGCAUGACUGACGCCAAAUCCGCCACGCUCAAGGAUUGGCUCAAGGAUGAACUCAAGGCAGGCAAGAUCCGCCCCAGUAAAUCUUCUAUCAGUUCCCCCGUAAUGUUUGUACCCAAAAAGGAUGGUUCCCGCCGUUUGGUUGUUGAUUAUUGCCGCCUUAACAACCAUACCAAGAAGAACGUCUACCCACUCCCCCGUCCAGACAACCUCAUGGCCCAGCUCUGUGGUGCCAAGGUCUUUACUAAGCUAGAUUUACGUUGGGGUUACAACAACGUACGGGUAAAGGAAGGUGACAAAUGGAAGACCGCAUUCCAAACUAAGUACGGCCUCUACGAAUCCCUGGUUAUGACCUUUGGCUUAACAAACGCACCUGCCGCCUUUCAGCAUUUUAUGAACAAGCUAUUCAAGGAUUUACUGGAUGUAUGCGUCAUUAUUUACCUUGAUGACAUCCUGAUAUAUUCUAAGGAUGAUGCAUCACACACGCAACACGUUCACAAAGUCCUGAAGCAACUAAUGGAAAAUCAACUGUUCUGCAAGGCGUCCAAGUGCACGUUCCACAUCACCUCUGUGGAAUACUUGGGGAUCAUUCUAGACCCAGAGAACCCUAAAGAAGCUACUUCUUUACUUAGCUUGGAAAUUGGGAAAUCUUCCAACACAGACUCUGCUCAGCACCAGAGUCUCAACCUCUUUUCCCCCAAUUUACAACACAGCCUGGACAAGCUCAAAAUCCAGGCGGUACAAGAAUGGCCAGUACCUACCAAGGUCAGAGAAGUCCAAUCAUUUCUAGGAUUUGCCAACUUCCUUUGUUGUUUUGUUGCCAACUUUAGCCACAUGGCUAGGCCGUUACAUAACCUAGUCAAGAAGGAAACGCCGUGGAAGUGGGGCACCAAGGAACAAGAAGCCUUCCAAGGAUUAAAGGACGCCAUCACCAAUGCCCUGGUUCUUUGCCACGCUGAUCCAUCCAGACCCUACUUCUUGGAAACAGAUGCCUCUGGCGCAGCUCUAGGCUCCAUACUCAGUCAACAACAGGAAGACGGCCGUUUGCACCCACUAGGGUUCCUAUCAGAAUCCUUCAAAGGUGCCAAAUAA